Aspergillus chevalieri is the source of this 906-nucleotide messenger RNA. Its product is annotated as RTA1 domain-containing protein. Bases 1 to 906 code for a protein of 301 amino acids. Gene Ontology annotation, cellular component: membrane. The record is from RefSeq and is a predicted model, not a curated record. Lineage: Eukaryota; Fungi; Ascomycota; Eurotiomycetes; Eurotiales; Aspergillaceae. The transcript is spliced from 3 exons.
AUGGCCGACUCAAGCAGCGAUGGCGCCGUCACUUUUGCGCUUUACAGAUACACUCCUUCAAUUCCCGCUGCUGUUGUCAUGGCUGUAGCAUUCGGGUUCCUGGCUGUCUUCCAUGCCUAUCGACUGGUUCGAGAGAGGGCAUACUUCUUCAUUCCAUUCAUUAUCGGUCUUAUCUUCGAAGCAGCAGGCUACAUCGCACGCAUAUUUUCACACUUCGACACUCUAGCCCUCGGCCCCUAUAUCGUCCAGACAAUGCUCAUCCUAGUCGCACCUCCGCUAUUUGCUGCAUCUAUCUACAUGACGCUAGGACGACUUAUCCGGGAAAUGGGAGCGGAGUCGGCAUCAAUUGUUCGCGUUAAGUGGUUAACCAAGAUCUUCGUUGCCGGGGAUAUCAUCUCGUUUGUGCUGCAGUGUGGUGGAGGCGGGUACAUGGCCGCAGGCUCAGCAGAAGCUAUGCAAAGCGGCGAGUACAUCGUCAUCGCUGGUCUUGCCAUUCAACUCCUUUUCUUCGGUUUCUUCAUGUUUGUUGCGUUUCUCUUCCAUUGGCGCGUUACCGAAUCCGCAUCAGCAUACAAGAUCUCAAAAGCCGUGGAGUCCCAGAGCGGCCGGUUCUCCUGGCAGACGCUCAUGUGGACACUCUAUGGUGCCUGUGUGCUGAUUCUGGUGCGGUCUGUUUUCCGUGUUAUUGAAUUCGUGCAGGGGAAUGAUGGGUACAUUAUGAAAACGGAGUCCCUGCUGUAUGUUUUUGAUGGGGCUUUGAUGGUUUUGAUGGGGGCUAUUCUGGGGAUGGUAUUUCCCGGGUCUUUUUUGUCGGGUCAACAGGGGGCACGGUGGGAGCGAACUGUGUCUGGGUCUGCUGCGUCGGAUACAUUGCCGUUGGAGGAGGGCCGUUAUGAGUGGAAGUAG